UGGAAUCCGCCGCGGCGACACCGCUUCCUUUUAUAAAUAAAUAAACCCUAGAAAAAGACCCUCCCAAGUUUUAUAGUUAUCGUCUGCCCGUUGCAAGCUUCUUGCUUCGCUGCAUCUUCGUGCGGCGGUGGUGAUCUCUCUUCUGCUCCAUCGCGACUGCGCCUCCCUUGGGAGCCAAGAACCACCCGUCGCCUGGACGUUCUUUUUGGUAGGAUUUGAAGCAGAUAUUUUCCCCAGGAUGCGAACUUUUGGGAAGAAAUUAGAUUGAUUCGGUUCAAAUAGCACAAGGAUAUAAAAUGGCAGCUACCAAUGCCCCCACAAAUAUCGAGAAAGAGCAGAUAUUUGGAAUGGCGGAGAAAGAGAUGGAAUACCGGGUAGAUCUCUUUAACAGGCUUACUGCAACAUGUUUUGACAAAUGUAUUGAAAAAAGGUAUAAGGAAUCUGAGCUUAACAUGGGUGAGAACAGUUGUAUUGAUCGCUGUGUUUCAAAAUAUUGGCAGGUGACAAAUUUGAUUGGACAGUUGCUUGGUUCCAACAGGCCUCCGGUGUGAUAUAACAGCAGUCAUUAAUUGAUGGCAGACACUCGGAUUGCUGUUGGUUGAAGUUUAACAGAUACUUUGUAUUUUCAAAUGAAUUGAAGUAGCCAGAAAAUAUUUGGUUGAAAUAUUUUGCCUAGGCGAGUAUCCUCUCGUAAUCGGAUGGAAUUUGAGAAGAACCAUAUUACAAUUUUGCCUUCAAUACAGGUUUGUCCGUCCCAUGUAUUGUCAGCACGGCCCAAGAGGGAGCCCAUAGCUGAUCAUUGCUAGAAAAUCUUGUCAUGAAGGUCAACAUGGCUCCAGGUUAAUUCAUCCAAAGACAGCUUGCAUGAUAUCCAAUCCGGAGUCUGUUAAAUCCUAUUGAAUUGCAUAUUAUUUUCG
Messenger RNA from Elaeis guineensis (African oil palm), 917 nucleotides. The record is from RefSeq and is a predicted model, not a curated record. NCBI's taxonomy places the organism in Eukaryota, Viridiplantae, Streptophyta, Magnoliopsida, Arecales, Arecaceae.